Molecule: messenger RNA, 866 nt
Organism: Didymodactylos carnosus
Lineage: Eukaryota; Metazoa; Rotifera; Eurotatoria; Philodinida; Philodinidae
Source: the annotation of a GenBank genome assembly
CAAGAAAUUAUUCUAGCUCAUUCGAUACACAAACAGGAGCGAAAGCUAGAAUAAACCAUUACUUAACUCUAGAGGAAAUAUAAACCACUAGUGCAAAAGUGCCACUUUCUUUUACAGUGCAAGCAAACACAACUAGCAUUGAUAGCACACCCAAAGACAACUGGCAACAUCCAGAAACAAAGACAACAUCUCCAUAUAAAGAUGACAAAAAGCCAUUAUCCAAAGAUAUUGAAACAACUGUUGAUAAGCUGAAAUUAGGGCAGGUGGACGUUUUGCAUCUUAGUGGUAAACUAGCGUCGAAAGAAGACACAAUGGCAAUCACUGAAGCAUUGAAGAUAAAUAAAACAUUGACGGAGCUGCAUAUACCCGAGAAUAAUAUAUCGGAUCAAGGCGCAAUGGAGAUCGCUGAAGCACUGCAGAUAAAUCAAACAUUGACGGAGCUUUGGAUAGACAAGAAUAAUAUAUCGGAUCAAGGCGCAAUGGCGAUCGCUGAGGCAUUGAAGAGAAAUAAAACGUUGAUGAUACUUGGGAUAGACAAGAAUAAUAUGUCGGAUCAAGGCGCAAUGGAGAUCGCUGAAGCAUUGAAGAUAAAUAAAACAUUGACGAGGUUGUAUAUAUCUGAGAAUAAUAUAUCGAAUCAAGGCGCAAUGGCGAUCGCUGAGGCAUUGAAGAGAAAUAAAACAUUGACGAGGUUGUAUAUAUCUGAGAAUAAUAUAUCGGAUCAAGGCGCAAUGGCGAUCGCUGAGGCAUUGAAGAUAAAUCAAACAUUGACGAAGCUGUAUAUUUCCGAGAAUAAUAUAUCGAAAGACAAGAUACAAUUAAUUAUGCGAGCGUGGAAUAAUAAGUCGUCGAAUCUCUAUUGUUAA